CAAUAUAAAUCAACACUGGUUUGUCCUGUUUGCAAGAAGGUUUCUACUACCUUUGAUCCAUUCAUGUACCUGUCGCUACCUCUACCAUCAACAACAAUGCGGGCAAUGACUUUAACAGUACUGAGUACUGAUGGAAAUGCUAAGCCGUCUCCAUAUACCAUUACUGUCCCUAAGUAUGGAAAGUUUGAAGAUCUUAUUAGGGCUCUAAGUGUUGCAUGUUCCUUAGGGGUUGAUGAGACAUUACUAGUUGCUGAGAUUUACAACAACCGCAUUAUACGUUAUCUAGAGGAGCCUGCUGAUUCUUUAUCCUUAAUCAGAGAUGAUGACCAACUGGUUGCUUAUAGGUUGAGGAAAGAUAGUAACAAAGAUCUUUUGGUUGUUUUUAUGCACCAGCAGAUUGAGGAGCAGUGCAUCCCUGAGAAACUGACUUCAGGCUUGAAGGCUUUAGGAAUACCUCUUGUAGCUAAAAUUUGCAAUUCAGUUAAUGGAUUUGAUAUCCACAAUCUGUAUCUAAAGUUGCUUAAUUCAUUCCGUAUACCUGCUGGAGAUUGUAAUGAUAAUGAUGCCUCUGGGAACACUGCAGCUGAAGAACUUAGACAGAUGGAGAAUACAAGAAGUGAGGAUGCAAUAACUUCUCUCACAGAUGGGGAAGCAACUACUCCACCAGACAUGAAAGUGGUUGAUUCAACUUCAGAUGCUGAACUACAGUUUUACUUGUCAGAUGAGAAGGGAAUGAUCAAGCACCUAAAAAUAGUAAUGAAUGAGCCAGUGGAAGUGACAGGUGAACCUGGGCGGUUGUAUGUGCUUGUAAGUUGGCCAGAAAAAGUUAUUGAACAAUAUGAUACAAGACUCCUCAGUACUUUGCCUGAAAUUUUCAAGUCUGGUUUUCUUGCAAAGAGACCUCAGGAGUCUGUUUCUCUGUACAAGUGUCUUGAAGCUUUCUUGAUGGAGGAACCUCUUGGACCGGAAGACAUGUGGUAUUGUCCUGGCUGCAAAAAUCACCGGCAAGCCAGUAAAAAGUUAGAUCUUUGGAGACUACCAGAGAUUCUGGUUAUUCAUUUAAAAAGAUUCUCAUACAGCCGGUUCUUGAAGAACAAACUAGAGACAUAUGUUGACUUCCCGAUCGAUAAUCUUGAUUUGUCAACAUACGUUGCUCACAAGAAUGGCAAGCUAUCUAAUCAGUAUAUGCUUUAUGCUGUUAGUAAUCACUACGGAAGCAUGGGAGGUGGUCAUUACACUGCUUUUGUUCAUCAUGGGGGUGAUCGAUGGUACGACUUUGAUGAUAGCCAUGUAUCUCCAAUCAGUCAGGACAAGAUAAAGACUUCAGCUGCUUACGUUCUUUUCUACAGAAGAGUUGUGGAAGAAUAGAGUUGUUAAUUUGUGAAAAUCCAUAUUGAAGCUUGAAGAAAUUAGCAUUUUUGUUGUGUUAAGUAUUACAAAUAUCAUAUCAUAAUUUUUCCGUCUGGUCACAAUUUUUUGUUUACAUCUACAGUAUCGAGGAUGGAUGAUGGUGGGGAGAAUCGAAAAGGUCAGAAUAGGUAUAGGUGUGGAACAUAACUGUAUCAUAGUGACAACUGAAGAGGACGUGUAACCAUAUGAAAAAGAAAAGUUUAGAUAGUUGGGUUGCUUUCAACCCCCAUUACAUUAUAUUCUUUAUUAAUUCCGUUACGACGCUUGAGUGAAGAAAUUGAAUUUCACUGACUA
Molecule: messenger RNA, 1704 nt
Organism: Pistacia vera
Lineage: Eukaryota; Viridiplantae; Streptophyta; Magnoliopsida; Sapindales; Anacardiaceae
Product: ubiquitin carboxyl-terminal hydrolase 8-like
Exons: 5
Coding region: 64-1368 (434 amino acids)
Biological process (GO): protein deubiquitination
Molecular function (GO): cysteine-type deubiquitinase activity
Source: RefSeq, a predicted model, not a curated record